GUUAUUGAAUUGAUAGUUUAAUUACUUCUACGAAAAUUGACCUUGGAAUAAGGUCUAUGCAAUUUUCUCAAUCUUAUCUUUUUUUUCGCUCUAAUUUAAAAAGUGACAGAGAGAAUUUGGAGAAGAACACGCGCCGACAAAUCAAUGUCACGUCUAUGUUAUAUCGAAGUCACGUAAGAAAAGUAUUUUUUAAAAAUAAUUAUAUAUAUAUCUUCUUUUAACCACCCCACCCCCCACCACCCAAAAAAAAACAUGUUUCUUCUUCAAUCCCCACACCCACUUCACCUCACUUGAAAUAAUCCAUCAUUGGAGUGUUCAGAACCACCAUUUGUUCGACGAAUGACUCAACGAAACAAAAAUAGUAACUUUCUUUCUAGGGCUAAGGGCUUGGAAAGUUGUUCGGUAUCUUUGUUGGUAGGAGGUAGCAGUACCUCAUGGGAUAGUCGAUCUAAGCACAAUCCGGCUCGGACACCAAUUGUUACUGAAACAAAAAAGGGUUUUACCCCAAGAAGGUGCUCCCAUGAUAGAGGGGGGUAGGAGGUACCUCGAAGGAUACUCGAGCUAGGAUGAUCUGCAGCUUGGUUUAAGUUUGCAAGAUUUGUUCAAAAAAGUGCUUAUAAGGGAUGUCGAGUGGGAGCUAUACACACUGGUGCCACAGAUGCAGGCAGCCAAUUCGACCUUUAGGAGGUAAUUGUCUUUGCCCAAAUUGUGGUGGAGGUUUCGUUGAAGAGCUCGAUGACAUGACAGGUUCUAGAUCAAAUAUUGAGGAUGAUCCUCAUUUUGGAUUGAUUGAUCCUUUUCCAGACCCAAGAUUUGGUAUAAUGGAUGCCCUUGCUGCGUUCAUGAGGCAGAGAAUGGCAGGAAGAAACCCUAACUUUGACAUAAGGACAAGAUCUGGCAUUGUUCCAGGAAGUGGGAGGGGCUUUGGUUCUGGUCCAUGGUUGAUAUUUCAUGGCCAAACUCCUGUUAGUAUGACCGAAAAUGAUGCAUUUGAGUACUUUUUCAAUGGAAGCCCAGGAAUGGGGCAGCGACGACCUAAUUUUGAUGAUUUGAUGGGGACUGGGCUGCAACAGUUAAUUGAGCAGCUCAGUAUGAAUGAUAGGCAGGGGCCUCCCCCGGCACCUCGUUCGGCAAUUGAUGCUUUGCCUACUGUCAGGAUCACACAAAGGCACCUCAACACUGAUUCUCAAUGCUCAGUUUGUCAAGAUAACUUUGAAUUGGGUUCUGAAGCAAGGCAAAUGCCAUGUAAGCAUCUUUACCAUUCAGAUUGUAUUGUACCUUGGUUGGUCAGGCACAACUCAUGCCCUGUCUGCCGUCUUGAGCUGCCUUCACGAGCUUCUGGGAGUGCCCCGACCAAUUGGACUUCCAGAACUGGAAACGUUAGCAGUGGCACCAACAACAGUGGUGGUAGGGACAACAGCGGUCAGAACCAAGGGAGGAGGAAUCUUUUUUCAUUCUUGUGGCCUUUUCGCUCGUCCAACCAAAACAGUGGCAAUUAUACUGAGAGGAGAGGAGGAAGUAGCUCAACAACACCCUAUGAAGAGAACAAUGAAGCAAAUUACCCUGCAUGGCGCUUUUAAUUAUUAAAAAGUUUCUUUCCAGCAUCUUGGAUUUUGCCUACUUUCAAGGUUCUGAAAUUAGUUUCAGGGGACGACAUCAUUCUUCCCUUCCCUUUGAUUCACUAUCUUUGUAGUCGAAUUAAUCCUCCAUGUGUCAAGACUUGGACUAUGGUAGUGCUCUUCAACAGCUUCUCUUUUCCAAGUAGUAUCGGACUAAGUUGCUCGGACUUUGCAAAAAUACUGUCACAUUUGUGUGUCGGAUCCUUCAAAGGUGGUACUCUUCUACGAAGACCACCAUUAGCAUAGUUUCAUCUCUUCUUUCUUUGUGUUGAGAGAGAGUUUUCACAAUUAUGACGUACUCAAUUAAGUUGUUAUUUAUAUUUCAAUCGAGACAGCUUCAUUCU
This is a messenger RNA of Capsicum annuum, 1963 nucleotides long. Its product is annotated as probable E3 ubiquitin-protein ligase RHC1A. Gene Ontology annotation, biological process: protein ubiquitination. Gene Ontology annotation, molecular function: ubiquitin protein ligase activity. Lineage: Eukaryota; Viridiplantae; Streptophyta; Magnoliopsida; Solanales; Solanaceae. The transcript is spliced from 2 exons. Gene Ontology annotation, cellular component: cytoplasm. Bases 624 to 1580 code for a protein of 318 amino acids. The record is from RefSeq and is a predicted model, not a curated record.